Messenger RNA from Diatraea saccharalis (sugarcane borer), 438 nucleotides. NCBI's taxonomy places the organism in Eukaryota, Metazoa, Arthropoda, Insecta, Lepidoptera, Crambidae. The record is from the annotation of a GenBank genome assembly.
AUGAAGGAAUACAUUACUUUUUUAAUAACGGAAUUGUUGAAACAACAAAUUGAAAAUGUUCAUGUGUGCGUUGAGCAUUUGCCAAGUUUGGACGCGCGUUGCUUCCCGACAGUUUGUGUUCGGGCGCGCGGUGGAGCGCUGCGUUACGUGUUGUCGCGCAACAUGACGGCAACGAUGGGUGACCAUGUCAACAACAAUGCCUCGAACAAUGAUACCGCUACGAAUUACGAGGAGGCUCUCGAGAAAACCGGUAAUGGCCUUUACAACACAUUGCUAGUGAGUACAUGCUCCCUGAUCCUCCUUGCCAUCGGGAUGGACCUAUUCGGGUUCAGUCUGGUGGUCACCGCGGCCUGCGACCUCAACCUCACUGUCACACAGAUGGGAAUUCUCACCUCAUUACCUUUCAUAGGUACUAUACAGAUAAGGAAUUUAGAAUAG